This is a messenger RNA of Oryctolagus cuniculus (rabbit), 8509 nucleotides long. The record is from RefSeq and is a predicted model, not a curated record. Lineage: Eukaryota; Metazoa; Chordata; Mammalia; Lagomorpha; Leporidae.
AGAAGUGUGAACACUCUCCUCCUUUUUAAAACCUCAACUCAAUAAAUAACAAGAUCAUUAUCAUCACAUGUAGGCUGUGCUGUGCCAAACCACACAUGGUCAUUGACAGGUAACACUUCAUCUCCUGCAUUGAAAUCUCAGUCUAAAAUAGGUUGUCAGCUUUUCUGGUAAGAAUGGUGCUAUCAUCCAAAACUCUGGGUGGGCUCCAAUAGUCUGCAUUUCCCAAAGACUCCUGCUGAUCUGGGAAGCACUCUGAGAACUUCUGUUACAGAGUAUGAAUUACCCAUAAACACACCAGUCGGCACUUCUGCUUUUUAACUAAAAUGAUGAAUCUUCCAGAUGAUUCCACACAUGUAGGUGUAGACCUGCCUCAUUCCUCUUCCUGGUUGCAGUAGGAUUCCCCUGUCUGUGCAUAGCACAGUCGUUUCAGAUUCUGCUGUGGUCUGCGUGGCUGUGCUAGUCUUGCUACUGUGAGCUGUGCACAGUGAAUUUCCUCUUAGACAAAUGCCCCUGUAUGCCUGCGUCUGUUAGAAUGUGUUCCUCCAUGGCGUGCAUUCUGGAGGCAGGUAUGGCUCGCCCUCCAAGGAGAUUUUAGGAUGACUUCUUACUUCCUCAUCCUUGACCAACUAUUUUUUUUUUCUUUGAGAGACAGAUAGCUCCUAUCUACUGGUUUACUGCUCAAAUGCCCAUAACAAGUAGGCCUGAUGCCUGGAGCCUGGAACUUGAUCCAGGUUUCCCACUUGGGCAGCGGGAACCCUAUGCCUUGAGCCAUCAUCUGUGCCUCCCGGGGUCUGCAAGAGCAGGAAGCUGGAGUCAGGAGUCUGAGGAGGGCACUGAGCCCAGGCACUCCUGUAUGGCAUGUGGCCAUAUUAACAGGUGUCCUAACUGCUAGGCCAAGCAUUUGACCCCUGACCCCUGACCGGCUAUUGAUCUCUGGCAGUCUGGUAAGUGAAAACUGUGUCCUGUGGUUUUGUGUUUUUCUUAGCAGUAAAGUUUAGCAUUUUAAUGUGUAUUUUAUUUUUUUUUUAAAGAUUUAUCCAUUUAUUUGAAAGAGAUACACGGAGAGACAGAGAGAGAGGUCCUCCAUCUGCUGGUUCACUCCCCAAUUGGCCUGAACGGCUGGAGCUGCACCAAUCCGAACCCAGGAGCCAGGAGCUUCUUCCAGGUCUCCCACAGGGGUGCAGGGGCCCAAGAAAUUGGGCCAUCCUCCGCUGCUUUCCCAGGCCACAGCAGAGAGCAGGAUCAGAAGUGGAGCAGCCGGGACUCACACGUGGGAUGGCACCACUGCAGGCAGCGCCCCACCCACUAUGUCGUAGCGCCGGCCCCCUUAACGUGUAUUUUAAAAACAUUUGUAUUUCUGUUAAUGUUCUUGUUGUGUUUUCCUAUAUGCCUAUGACAUUUUGCUCUCCAUCCUCUUGAUUUGUAAAUACCCUUUUGAUAUUGAGGAAAUGCUUUUCUCUCAUGUGUUAUCAUUUUCUUUGCCCUGGGCAGAAGCAGAGGCAGGACUCAAUCCCAAGCACCCUUGGAUGGGAUGCGGGGAUCCAAAGCAGUAGGUUAAUCUGCACCCCAACAUGUGCCCAUAAAGUUGCUCUUAAAAGGGAUUUUCUGGGGCCAGCAUUGUGGCACAACAGGAUGCCAGGAUGCUGGCAUCCCGUAUCAGAGCAGCAGUUAGAGUCCUGGCUGCUCCGCUUCCUAUCCAGCUUCCUACUAAUGUGCUUGAGAAAGCAGCAGAGGAUGGCCCAAGCACAUGGCUCCUGCCACCCAUGUGAGAGGUCUGGAUGGAGUUCCUGACUUGUGGCCUCAUCUCAACCUAGCCCCAGCUGUUGCAGCCAUUUGGAGAGUGAACCAGCAGAUGAAAGAUCUCUGUGUGUGUGCAAUUCGUGUGUGUGUCACUCUGCCUCUGAAAUAAAUCGUUUAAAAAGAGAAGGAAGGGCUUCUAAAAUUUGAUAGUUGGUUCAUGAUACCUUAUGUGGUCACCUACUUUAAUGAUUUCUAGAGAGGAGAGGAAAAUUCUCAUUCCUGAAACUUUACUCAGUGCUCUUCAAGAUUUGUUUAGCCAGACUAGUGCCUGCCAUGCCUAUCAUUGCCUUCCUUUCUCCCUGCCCCCAUUGUGAAUCGCAUUUUCAUCGCUUCUGCAGCCAUGUCUGUAAGGACAUGCCAUCGUUACCCUUUCUACAGCUCAGGACGCCCCUUGCCCCUGGCACCCAAGAGAGAAGCAUUCACUUCACUGUGGCUUCUUCAGCAGAACCACACCUGGAGCCCAAGGCUGUCUGGUGGCAAAAGCCAUCCAGGCUGCCACACAAGAGGUGGCAGCUGAGAGCAGGACAAGCAUGGGGAUGAGGUGCCUUGGACUGCAGGCCGUCUCCGGCUACCCUCUCUGGCCACGUGGUGCUCGCCUGUCAGUGCUCUGGGGAGGCAUAGCAUCAUGUUCGUAUUUGUUUGGCAGAGGAUCAGUUUGUUCUUGGAGAGUAAUUCCAAAGUCUUCAAAUGCUCUGCCUCUUUUUCACCCUCACAACACUUCCAUGAGAUAGAUACAUUAGUGCAGCCCCAUGCAGAAAACAGAUUGGAGGACAAGGGACUAGAGUUGGGUUUGGUUUUGCUGGUCCAAUCAAGUUUAUGUGGGACCAUUGUGGGGAAAGAGGAGUUUUGGCUGCUAAACACAUUAGUCAUGCUCAAAAGCAUGUUAUUCAAGUCCCAUGUCUAUUAGUAAAUAGAGAGAGGUAUGCAUAAUAAGUAAUGUGAUUUGUAUUAUUGCAGACUCAUGAAUGACAAUCUGCUAUGUUCCUUAUAAUUAACAUUCUGCAUAAGGGAUUUCUGAGUCAAUGAAUUCCCAGCUUAAACAGCAUCUGCUAGAAUGGAAGUGUGUGACUCAGAUCCCAGGCAAACAAUUGACCUUGAAUUUGAAUUAAGAUCCCAUCACUUAAUUCACAGGAUCAACAGUCACGCAUCUGUGUAUCUGGCCCCUAGUAUAUGGCAGUCAUCGUCGUCAUUAAUGGGACAGGGAGGGGGAAUGCACGAAUGCCAUGCCAAAGAACGUUUCCAGAUGAUGCAAGGCAGUAAGUGAUUAUACACAGGCAAGGGCAUGGAAUGGUGAUUUUACCCUAUAGAUUAGGUCUAGCUGUCCCUGCACCUACAGAGCAGGAAGAAAACAGCCUCUCUGUCCUGAAAAGUCGGUUUCCCCCGGGGAUGGGGGCAGCACAGCCCAGUUUGAAGCCUCAAGCAUGCUGGUGGGCUGAGACUAGAAAGGAUUCUGAGAGUACUGGACUGUCGGCGACAGAUGUGAGGGAAAUGUCACCUUUCGACUGCCUGGCCCCACUGAGUGUUGGCCAUUAUUGGGCUACACCAUGACCUAAAGAGCAGAGUUGCUCUGAAACACAGCAGUCAAAUUGGGACGUGUCCCAGAAAAAGUGGUUCCAGGGGCUGGCAUUACGGCGCUGUGGUUUAGACCACCGCCUGCGACACCAGCAUCCGGUGUGAGCGCAGGUUCGAGUCCUGACUGCUCCACUUCUGAUCCAGCUCCCACCUGGAAAGCAGCAGAGGAGGAUGACCCAUGUGCUUGGACCCCUGCACCCAUGUGGGAGACCCGGAUGGGCCCUUCAUGUACAAAACAAGGCCAAGAAUAAGGAGACGGGCGCCUUGGCCGCAGCCAAGGUCAUUGAGACCAAGAGCGAGGAGGAGCUGGAGGACUACAUCGUGGAGAUUGAGAUCCUGGCCACGUGCGACCACCCCUACAUUGUGAAGCUCCUGGGAGCCUAUUACUACGAUGGGAAGCUGUGGAUCAUGAUCGAGUUCUGCCCGGGCGGAGCCGUGGACGCCAUCAUGCUGGAGCUGGACAGAGGCCUGACCGAGCCCCAGAUUCGCGUUGUGUGCCGCCAGAUGCUGGAGGCCCUCCAUUUCCUGCACAGCAAGAGGAUCAUCCACCGCGACCUGAAAGCCGGCAACGUGCUCAUGACGCUGGAGGGAGACAUCAGGCUGGCUGACUUUGGGGUGUCUGCCAAGAAUCUGAAGACUCUGCAGAAGCGAGAUUCCUUCAUCGGAACGCCUUACUGGAUGGCCCCUGAAGUGGUGCUGUGUGAGACCAUGAAGGACACCCCGUACGACUACAAAGCCGACAUCUGGUCCCUCGGCAUCACGCUGAUCGAGAUGGCCCAGAUCGAGCCCCCACACCAUGAGCUCAACCCCAUGCGGGUCCUACUCAAGAUCGCCAAGUCGGACCCUCCCACGCUGCUCACGCCCUCCAAGUGGUCUGUGGAGUUCCGAGACUUCCUGAAGGUAGCCCUGGACAAGAACCCAGAGACCCGGCCCAGUGCAGCCCAGCUGCUGGAGCAUCCGUUUGUCAGCAGCGUCACCAGUAACAAGGCUCUACGGGAGCUGGUGGCGGAAGCCAAGGCCGAGGUGAUGGAGGAGAUUGAAGACGGGCGCGACGAGGGCGAGGAGGAGGAUGCCGUGGACAGCGCUUCUACGCUGGGGAACCACACUCAGGACUCUGCUGGGCUGACUCAGCUGAGCCUCAAUGCCGACAAGCUCCUCCCGGCAUCGUCCUCCACCCCGCGGCCGCCUGGCCAGCCUCAGGACAGUGUGAACGGACCCUGCAACCAGCCCUCUGGGGACAAGGCCCUCCAAGUCACCGGCCCCCCAGAGGGGUCCCCUGCCGGCGACAAGGGUCUCGCGGCACCCGUGUCCCUUCGGAAGUCCCGGCCAGUGUCCAUGGAUGCGAGAAUUCAGGUGGCGGAAGAGAAGCGAGUCACCGACCAGGGUGGGGACCUCGGCCCAGCGGCCAGCAGGUCCCAGAAGGCUGGCCAGAGCCGGCCCAACAGCAGCGCCCUGGAGACCUUGGGCGGCGAGAAGCUGGCCAAUGGCAGUCUGGAGCCCCCAGCCCAGGCAGUUCCUUCCAGGCGGGAUUCGGACAGUGGCAGCUUGUCCACCUCCGACAGCAUGGACUACGGCUCCUCCCUGUCAGCAGACCUGGCCCUGAACAAGGAGACGGGCUCCCUGUCCAUCAAGGACUCAAGGCUGCACAAUAAAACCCUGAAGCGGACGCGCAAGUUUGUGGUGGAUGGUGUGGAGGUGAGCAUCACCACCUCCAAGAUCAUCAGUGAAGAUGAGAAGAAGGACGAGGAGAUGAGAUUUCUCAGGCGCCAGGAGCUCCGAGAGCUGCGGCUGCUCCAGAAGGAAGAACACAGGAACCAGAGCCUGCUGAGCAGCAAGCAUGAGCUGCAGCUGGAGCAGAUGCACAAACGCUUCGAACAGGAGAUCAGCGCCAAGAAGAAGUUCUUCGACACGGAGCUGGAGAACCUGGAGCGCCAGCAGAAGCAGCAGGUGGAGAAGAUGGAGCAGGACCACGCCGUGCGCCGCCGGGAGGAAGCCAAGCGCAUCCGCCUCGAGCAGGACCGGGACUACGCCAGGUUCCAGGAGCAGCUCAAAGUGAUGAAGAAGGAGGUGAAGAACGAGGUGGAGAAGCUGCCCCGGCAGCAGCGGAAGGAGAGCCUGAAGCAGAAGAUGGAGGAGCACGCGCAGAAGAAGCAGCUCCUCGACCGGGACUUUGUAGCUAAGCAGAAGGCGGACCUGGAGCUGGCCAUGAAGAAGCUGACCUCCGACAACCGGCGGGAGAUCUGCGACAAGGAGCGCGAGUGCCUGGGCAGGAAACAGGAGCUCCUUCGAGAGCGGGAGGCGGCCCUGUGGGAGAUGGAGGAGCACCAACUGCAGGAGAGGCACCAGCUGGCCAAGCAGCAGCUGAAGGACCAGUACUUCCUGCAGCGGCACGAGCUGCUGCGCAAGCACGAGAAGGAGCGGGAGCAGAUGCAGCGCUACAACCAGCGCAUGGUGGAGCAGCUAAAGCUGCGGCAGCAGCAGGAGAAGGCGCGGCUGCCCAAGAUCCAGCGCAGCGAGGGCAAGACGCGCAUGGCCAUGUACAAGAAGAGCCUGCACAUCAACGGCGGGGGCAGCGCCGCCGAGCAGCGCGAGAAGAUCAAGCAGUUCUCCCAGCAGGAGGAGAAGAGGCAGAAAUCGGAGCGGCUCCAGCAGCAGCAGAAGCAUGAGAACCAGAUGCGGGACAUGAUGGCGCAGUGUGAGAGCAACAUGAGCGAGCUGCAGCAGCUGCAGAAUGAAAAGUGCCACCUCUUGGUAGAGCACGAAACCCAGAAGCUGAAGGCCUUGGAUGAGAGCCAUAACCAGAACCUGAAGGAGUGGCGGGACAGGCUUCGGCCACGCAAAAAGGCUCUGGAAGAGGAUCUGAACCAGAAAAAGCGAGAGCAGGAGAUGUUCUUCAAACUGAGCGAGGAGGCCGAGUGCCUGAACCCCACCACGCCAAGCAAGACCACCAAGUUCUUCCCCUCCAGCUCUGCGGAGGCAUCUUAACACCUCCCCGGCCCGGGCUGUGGCCCUCGGGAUGCUACCCGCUCUGUGAACCAGGAACUCAGGUCCCCCUUCCUGCUUGCUUCUGUGCCAGCUCCAAACCAGCCGCCGGCCAGCCGUGCCCCACAGACCUGUCUGGGUCCUCACUUCUCGUGCACCCGUGGAAGGCGAGGUGUUACAGCAUCGGCUGCUCCUCGUGGGCAUUCUCACCGAGCCCCAGAUCCCGCGGGCUGCGGGUGGGGUCAGCUGGCAGGAAUGGCUGCUGUGUCCUGGAGGGCCCCCUGCUGGCUGCCCGCGAAGCCACGGUGGUGUGAUUCUUGCUGGCUUCUCACAGCCAUUCUCGCCCAGCAGACUCAGACAAGAAUCCAGGCCCCUAACAGCCGUCGUGGUUUCCCAGGGGGCGCCUGACCUGCAGCCAGCUGCUCAGGGGGUGCCCCCAUUCUUCCAGCUACCCCAAUUUGCUUGCUUCUCCCGACAAUGUGUGUCUGCCUGCGGGGAGGAGAUGGAGGAGGAGGGAGGCCUGAAAUGCUCAUGGUGCUGGCCUUGGGUGCUUUGUGCCAUCUCGUGUCUGCCGUUGCUGUAUGUGCAUGUGCACACAGGCAUGCACACCAUGCCACGCACGCGGCGCCUGGCCUCGUGGCUGCCGCCCUGGCCUCCUGUGCCCAGGUGGGCCGGAGCACAUUUGCUGGUGGAACCCGUGCCUCUGAGCGUGUGUCGUGGAGCAGCUGGUGGGGAACAUGCUGGGUGUGGCACCCAAGGCCCAGAGAAGGCGCAGGCUGUCCUGCCAGUCCUGUGUGCACGGAUAGAUUCCUCGCCACACGGCUUUCCUGCCGCGGGCUGCUCCUGCCUGCUGCUUGCCAGCCCGCCCACCAGUGAUAUGGGAUGGCCAUUUCCCUCUUCCCAGGGACCCCAUCUUACAUUUCAGACCGAGGCUGGCAGUUCCCUGGACUUCUCUUCAGGACUAAAAGGCAACUGGGAGACAGGGAAUGGCUGCUGCCCCCAGGACCGUGGCAGAAGCGAAGGUGUUCAGAUGGACUCCUGGGCCUUCAGUGUUUGUUUCUGUGGGCACCCUGCAGGUGCUAACUGCACAGCCUGCAGAGUGUGUCACUCAGGAAAUGCCAGCGCUUGGGCCAGUGUGUCGUGCAUGUACAAAGCAACCCUUUUUCACCUUCUGUUUGUUGAAACCCAUGUGGGUGUCUCCCGGGGCGGGGACCACGUGUUCUUUAAAAACCCCAGAAGUGAUGAGUUUGAGGAAUCUAUUGGGGCAUGCGCAGCCUGGGUGCUGUUUUGCUGGGGACAGAGGAGGUACCCUGAGAGGUCUUUUUCCUCCUUUCCUCCUCCAGGUUUAAGGCUGGGUGCUUUGUCUUUCUCGAGGCAGUUUUCUGGACGUGCUCUCGGCAGGGGUUGUAACUGGAUGCUUGGGAAGGGAGGAGAGGGCAGCCAUCCAAUAGGAAAAGGGACCUAAACAUGCAGUGGAGAUGCGCAGGGCUGGGGUGGCGAUGGUUCUCUUCAGGUUACUGAGGGCUCAGUCACCUCCUUCGGUGUUCAGCCCGGGUGGGACGCUGUUCAGGUCUCACUCGAUGAGACAAGUUCAGUCACCUUUUACUCUCUUGCUUACGCAGGGAAUCGUGAAGCAGCUCCAGUGUAAGCUCAGAGCAGAGAUCCAGUUCCACCAGCGGGCAGAGGGUGAGGUGGGCUGCGGGGGGCUUUGUUUACGAUAUUUCCUCUGCAGCUCGGCUGUGAGGCCAGGUUCCUGAUUCAGGUGGAAGGCUGAUCGGCCCUUGGUUUGGCCUGUCAUUCACACUGCCCCUGCCCUCCCUGGAGAGCUCUGAGCUGAGCCCCACUGGCUUUCUGGAGCAGGGUCUGGCCAGGUCUCAGCCUCACCACUGUGCCUGUUGCUGAGAAGGCCCGUGCGGUGCUCCUUGUGUCCUGUGUAAUGUUUUCUGUGUGCCGGACAGAUGGAGCUGUCGGUCCUUCCCAGUGCAUUUUUAAAGCAGAGUAAAUAGAACUAACUUAUAUUUUCCCUUUAUGAAGGAUAAACGUUAUUUUUAUGUAGUUUCCAGACUUUGUAUACGGGACUUUUGUAAGAUGUUCUCUGCGAAGUUAACUGCAAGAAUGGAAAUAGGCUUCAAAUAAAAUAACAAAGUGGUUUGCA